UUUCAGGAGCAAAUUUUCUACUGAUUGGCUAUUCACAUCUUUAUAGGAAGAAAUAUGGCAGAUGAAAGUUCCGUGAAUGAAGAUGAAAUAAUUUGCUCGAAGCUUGCUAUUAAAGAAUAUUGGAUUGAACAUUACGAAAGAGAGCUGAAAAAUUUCGAAGAAUUUGGAGAUGAGGGCGAAGUAUGGUUUGGACGUAGUGCUGAAAGUCGUUUGGUGAAUUAUGUUAACGGAAAUGAACAAUUAUCCAAAUCAUGCAGAUUGAUAGAUUUUGGUUGUGGAAAUGGUUCAUUGCUGAGAGCGCUGCGACAAGAAGGCUAUUCUCAUUUAUGUGGUGUUGAUUAUUCCGAAGAAGCAAUACUGCUAGCCAAAAAAUUCACAGAGAGCAUAGAAAGCAGUAUCCAAAUUGAUUUUCGGGUAGCCGAUCUACUCAGUGAAAGCAUUAAUUUGGGGAAAUUCGACGCUGUUCUUGAUAAAGGCACUUGGGAUUCUCUAUCACUAUCAGUUGAUCGUGACCGCUGUUUGAGGAAGUACAAGGCAAGCGUAUGUAAAACUCUGAGACCUUGCGGACUUUUCAUCAUUUGUUCAUGUAACUACUCGAGGAAUGAACUGGAAAAGCAAUUUAGCGAUGAAGAAUUGAAAUUUCUCGAAGAGAUCCCACCUAAAAAUAUUUUUGAAUUCGGUGGUCGAAAGGGUUCAACGACAACAUGUAUGGUAUUUCAAAGGCUUUAGGUUCAACAAAAAAUACCAGUACUAAUUCUGUAGUUCCCUUUUAUGGCACUUCUUGUUUGAAUUGUACUCCAGGGCGGAGAAAUAACAUGGGUGAAUAGAGAUCAAAGCCAAUCUAGGUCUCUUGCUCACAGAGUUUUUACUUUGAUGUAAAAGAUGGCGUUUUAAUUUCUGCACCAUAAAAAAUUUGAUGUCGCGAGAAAAUGAAUGCGCC
This is a messenger RNA of Loa loa (African eye worm), 940 nucleotides long. RefSeq lists its product as hypothetical. Gene Ontology annotation, cellular component: cytoplasm. The record is from RefSeq and is a predicted model, not a curated record. NCBI's taxonomy places the organism in Eukaryota, Metazoa, Nematoda, Chromadorea, Rhabditida, Onchocercidae. Gene Ontology annotation, biological process: peptidyl-lysine dimethylation; peptidyl-lysine monomethylation. Gene Ontology annotation, molecular function: protein-lysine N-methyltransferase activity. Bases 55 to 729 code for a protein of 224 amino acids. The transcript has 5 exons.